Molecule: messenger RNA, 1857 nt
Organism: Punctularia strigosozonata HHB-11173 SS5
Lineage: Eukaryota; Fungi; Basidiomycota; Agaricomycetes; Corticiales; Punctulariaceae
Exons: 1
Coding region: 1-1857 (618 amino acids)
Molecular function (GO): protein binding
Source: RefSeq, a predicted model, not a curated record
AUGUUCGCAGAAGCUCUUCACUUCCAUGAACAGUUUUGCAGACGGAGUGAUCUUGAAGCCGCAAAACGGUCCAUUGAUGUCUAUGGCACCCUCCUGGCAAACGGUGCUCCGAGAGCAGCUGAAGCAUUUGGUCCGGUCUUGAAAGACUAUCACAUCCUCAUACAGCUGGCGAGCGUUCUUGAGAAUCGAUACCGCUACGCCAGAGACGACAAUGACAUCACUUCGGCCGUCAAAUACGCUAACGAAGCUUUGACCCUGUGUAGCGCGGGGAACGUGAUUUGCCCCACGGUGACCGUGCGCUACGCAGAGAUUUUAGCUUCCCAGUCUGGACGCACGCCGGAAGUCGAGGCUAGGCAAAUGGCUGAGGCUGCUUGUCGACAAGCAAUCGACUUGUGCCGCCCGGGACAUCCGUUGAGGACUGAAAUCUACGGGAUUCUUGGUUGGACUAUGCACAUGCGUUACCUGGAUACUGGCAACACAGAUUUUAUAGAACAAUCCCUACAGUUACUUCAAAUGGCUCUGCAAGAGAUUCUUCCAUGCCAAAUUCACGACAAACACAGAUACUUGCGAUACCUCAGCUACGCUUGGCUCCGAAGGUACCAGGCCUUCGGCGAGCUCGAUGAUCUGAACCGCUCUAUAUCAUCCUCCACGGACGUCUUGGAUCUAUGCCCAACCGCCGAUAUUGGGCGAGGUCCAGCGAUUUAUCAUGUCAUGAGGGUGCUGCGUUUCAGGGUUUAUCAUUCCGGGGAGCUCGAUGAUCUCAACCGAGCGAUCGAUAUUGGGUUACAAUCCGCAGACGUUCACGACUCGUCCAUGGACUACGUUCGACAGGAGUUAGGGACUCUCCUACAUCUCCGACAUCAACUUACACUAUCAGAUGGGAGUGACAUUCAACUGUCCGUCAAGUUUCACAGAGACUGUUCAGAGCGGUUCAUGCCCGGAUCCAUGCAUUAUUGGGUAACCCUCGGAAGUCUGGCUAUAGCGCUGCGUUCCCUCUUCUCCUGGAAUGGCGAACUGGGUUAUCUAGAGGAAGCUCUGGAUCUCAGUCGUCAAGCAGCAGGUAACAUACCUCAUGGCCACACCGAGUGGUGCGUUGCAGCUGGUUCUGUAGCAACAGCGCUGGCACUCCGCUAUGCGGAAGCUGGGGAUAGCGCUGAUCUCGUGGAAGCGCUGGAUUGGGAUCGUCGUGCGAUGGCAUCUAUUCCAGUGUCAAGCGAAAGCUAUAGCAGGGUGGCGUUGUCAACGAUAUCGCUUCUCUGCCUUCGUUACGAGACCUUCCAGAGUCCGGACGGGGAGGACCUAGAGAAGGCUGCAAUGCUGUCGCAGGAGCUGCUGAGUGCUUUGCCCGCAGGGAAUGCCAAUGAACCUGACGUAGUCCACCAUCUGGUGAAGUCACUUCUUCUACGCGGACAGCACAACAACGAUGUCUCGGACAUUCAACGUGUAAUCGACGAGCUGGAAGCGAGGAUGGACGUCUUUGCACCGCGGUGGAAUGGUGCGGAAUGUCUCCGCAUCCUGUCCGCCGGCCACAGGACCAAAUUUCGGUGGUCACUCGAGUCGGACCAUGCUGAUCGCGCGUUGGAGAUCAUAUUGAAAGCAUUAAGCCUCGUACGGCCUGGCCAACGCGAACGGUAUCAAUGUCUCAUCGAUGCCGCGACACUGUACAUCGAAAAGGGAACUCAAUAUCGAAAUCCAUCUCUCUCCUUGGAGUACGUUGCGAAUGCACUGUCUGACGAUCAUAGAGAUGUGCGGUCCAGGCUCCAGGGAGCGAUUCACGUCCUGAAUAUCUUUCAAGAGCAGCAUAACGAUCCGUUCCUGGCCGGCGAUCGGGUAUCUACCCAACUCCAAUGCUGCUAA